UCUCAUGACUUGUUUGUAAAGUUUUCAAUCUUCUUUUUGGUUUUAGGUCCAGAAGUUGAUGGCUGUGAGAAAAACACAGUUAGACUGUGUCUUUGAGGAGUCAGGAAGUGAUUCCUCUGGGUCUGAACUAUGCAGCCACACCGGAUUGGACCCAGAUUACAAGCCACCUCUGAAUGCAUCAUCAUCCAGUGAUGAUGAAGAUUUGAAAAGCCCAGGCAAAGCUAAGAAAUUGUCCCGUAAAGAAGAGUUCAAAGGUACAGACACAAAUUCAAGUGAAGAUGGAGAUCCGCAAGGAGGCAAAAUCACCAUUGGGAAGAAAAAGAACACAAAAACGUAUGCGAAAAUACAAAAUAAAGAACAAAAGAGGACCAAAAAAGAUAAAGUGACUGUAACCCUGACUGUAAAAACUUGUACAAAAAGAGAAGACAACAAACGUGCAUGGGACAAAAAGCACUAUUGCCUGUACUGUGGCCAAUCAAACGCUAAGAUGGCAAGGCAUUUGCAGAGAAAGCAUAUGGAGAUCAAGGAUGUAGCAUAUGCCUUCAGUUUCCCUUUAGGAUCGAAGAAAGAAAGGUUCUUUUGGAACAACUGCGAAAUAAAGGUGAUUUUAAGCACAAUAGCAAAGUCCUGGCAAAAGGCAGAGGAGAACUAGUGACAUGGAAGCAGCCCUCUCAUAAAGCUUCUGUUACGGAUUAUUUGCCUUGCACAUUUUGUUUUGGAAUGUUUGCAAAAAAGGAUUUGUGGAGACAUCAGUCAUCAUGCAAAAGCAAAAAGUCAUGUGUGCCAGUAGAUGAAAAAAAGACAAGAGGAGCAGUACAAAGUUGUGCUGCACGCCUCCUUCCAAUAACUGCUUCUUCCAAUGGAUGUCAGGGUAUCAUAAACAACAUGAGACAAGAUGAUGUGUCCUUUCACAUCAGAAGUGAUUCUUUGAUUUGCAAAUAUGGAGAGUCACUCUAUGCAAAACACGGCCGUGUGAAGUCCAGGCACCAGUACAUUGCACAAAGGAUGAGGGAGCUUGGCCGAUUCAUGUUGGCUGCUAAAGCUAUGGACAAAACAGUGAGGAGUCUGGAAGAUGUAUGUGCACCAUCAAAAUUUCAGCUUGUUGUCAGUGCAGUAAAGCGGCUUACCGAGUUUAGUCCAGGCAAAAAUGAGUAUGGGAAACCUUCAACAGCGGUUAAAAUUGGAUUCUGUCUUAAAGGAGCUGCAGAGGUACAGAUUGGGCAGGCUCUUAUGCAUGAUGAUGAUCAGGCAGAGAAGAAGGCAAAAAAGUUCUUGGAACUUUUGGAACGAAACUGGAGAAACAAUGUUUCUGUCAGUGCUCACCAAACUAUCCAAGAAAAGAGAUGGAAUAAAAAAGAGGACAUCCCCCUCACCAAAAAUGUGAUUGCGCUGAGGGAUUAUCUCAGGAUGGUAGAAGACAAAGCAAGAGGGGAAUUGAGGCAACAGCUGAGUUUAACAGCAUACAAGACACUAAAUGAGACAGUACUAGCACAGGUCAUCGUCUUCAACAAGCGACGUGAAGGGGAAGCAUCACGCUUGACACUUGAAGCCUACAAGAAAGGAAGCACAAAUCCCAUAAACGAGGACAUUUAUGUAACCCUGUCACCACUGGAGAAAGAGCUGAGCAAGCGAUUAACUCGCAUAGAAGUACGCGGAAAAAGAGGGAGAAAGGUACCUGUUUUCUUGACAGACAAAAUGAGGGAGUCCAUAGACUUGUUGAUUAAAAGGAGAGAUGAAGCUGGUGUUCUUGCUGAAAAUCCCUAUCUCUUUGCAAGACCCGGUGUGAUGACGCACAUACGAGGGUGUGACUGUCUGCGAAAAUAUGCAGAGAAAAGCGGAGCAGAAAACCCUGAUCUCCUGAGGUCAACUAAAUUAAGAAAACAGGUUGCCACACUCUGCCAACUGCUGGAUCUGAGUGAACAAGAGCUAGAACAAGUUGCAAGGUUCAUGGGGCAUGACAUCAGAGUCCACCGUGACUUUUACAGACAGACCGACAAAACAUUUCAAAUUGCCAAGAUAAGCAAGCUUCUAUUUGCAAUGGAACAAGGUGCCUCCACCUUCACGGGAAAGAACCUUGAUACAAUUGAUCUUUCUGUCUGUGGUAAAUGUCCCACAUCGACUUCUGAGAGUGUCCCACAGAGAAAACGGAAACAAGUUAACGAGGUGGAUGAAGAUGGAGGUUCUGACCUCUUCUCCCCCAAAAGGAGACUGGAGCCCCUCAGUGAGGAUGGGAGUUCAGGUGUAGAUGAUCAGAGUCCAGAAAAAAGCUUGGUGAAGAGGCCCUCACAGAAGAAGAAAAGAUGUAAAAUGUCCAAAACAGUGGAAGCAAUGGUGCCACCCAUAGUAAAGGUGAGGAGACCAUGGAGUGAAGCAGAGAGGAGUGCGGUAAACAAACACAUGGCAAAGUUUAUUGCAGAGCGCCGCGUUCCAGGUAAAGAACACUGCAUGCGAUGCAUAAAAGAGGAGGAAGCCUUGGGUAAAAGAUCCUGGAAGGAUGUAAAGAACUUUGUGUACAACACAAAUGUCACAUUAAACCGGAGGAGUGCUACAAGGCAGCUUCACUUUUGACAAUCUUUAUUGUGCAAUAUAAUGUUAUGUUCUAGUUGAUGUCUGCUGCAGUUCUUUUGAUGCUUUGUGCAGUAGUGUUCAAGUGGUGUUUCAAAACAUAGAAAUAAGUAGGGUUGGGCAUCGUUUGGAUAUUAACGAUUCUGAUU
Perca fluviatilis (European perch) is the source of this 2714-nucleotide messenger RNA. RefSeq lists its product as uncharacterized. The coding region runs from base 721 to 2568 and encodes 615 amino acids. Gene Ontology annotation, molecular function: DNA binding. The transcript has 6 exons. Lineage: Eukaryota; Metazoa; Chordata; Actinopteri; Perciformes; Percidae. The record is from RefSeq and is a predicted model, not a curated record. Gene Ontology annotation, biological process: DNA recombination; DNA integration.